CCUCUCCUCAAAUAACCAUAAUAAUGUCCUUGAGAACUCUUGCCAGAUCAAGCGUGCGUGUUCCACGCGGUGUCACAAGUAUAGUUUCCACAAGAUGGUACUCUCCUGCCAAGACAUCCGACCAGAAAUUGACACCAGAAGAAGCAAGAAAACAAGCAGCCCAAUUAGCUCUUCAAUCACUUAAAGAUUUCGGAUCGCUCUUAUCAUCGUCAUCUUCUGAUGAAGCCACCCAACCAAUUGACACUGCACCUAUAUUUGAAGAUCCUACUUUAUUCGGUAGCUUAAGUUUAUUACACCAAGGACAAGUGUUGAAGGAAUUGCAAGAGAAAUAUGACAAGAAGUGGGAAAAGUUGACAUUGAAAGACAAGAAAUUGGGCUAUUAUAUCGCAUAUGGGAACUGGGGAUCGCGUGAAAAGUUCGAUAACUGGAAUACUUUGGAAGCACCUUAUGAUUUACCAUUCACAGUUCCUUCACAAGUUAAGAAUAGUCACCCGGAGGCAAAAACUGUUAUUAAGAAGUUGGAACCUGUUAUAUUGGCCGAGACUGAAGUGAGAAAGGAUCAGUUUGAUUUCAAGAGAAUGGAUGGUGCAACCAAGUUCUUUAUCUACUUGACUGCAUUUAUUGUAUUAUUCGGGUUAUAUAGAGAUAAGAAAAUUGGUGAAGAUGGAAAACCGGUUGAAAUUAUUAUAGAGGAUCAUUAUGAGAAGGCAAGACAGGCCAGGAUUGCCCAAGAAGAAGAAGAAAAGUUACAACGUCAAGUUGAACAAAGAAUAGCUACACAAAAGCUUGAACAAGCCACUAACCAAAGAAAAUGGUAUUACUUAUGGUUAAAGUAAACCUCGCCCCCCCCCACACCCCCACUAUCAUCAUGUAAAUAGAGAACCACUACAAAUAGUAUAAUACACAUU
Messenger RNA from Spathaspora passalidarum NRRL Y-27907, 908 nucleotides. RefSeq lists its product as uncharacterized. Bases 24 to 836 code for a protein of 270 amino acids. The record is from RefSeq and is a predicted model, not a curated record. The transcript has a single exon. Gene Ontology annotation, biological process: mitochondrial electron transport, cytochrome c to oxygen. NCBI's taxonomy places the organism in Eukaryota, Fungi, Ascomycota, Pichiomycetes, Serinales, Debaryomycetaceae.